Messenger RNA from Hippocampus zosterae (dwarf seahorse), 2002 nucleotides. RefSeq names its product heterogeneous nuclear ribonucleoprotein L-like. The record is from RefSeq and is a predicted model, not a curated record. NCBI's taxonomy places the organism in Eukaryota, Metazoa, Chordata, Actinopteri, Syngnathiformes, Syngnathidae. Gene Ontology annotation, biological process: regulation of RNA splicing; mRNA processing. The transcript is spliced from 12 exons. The coding region runs from base 97 to 1746 and encodes 549 amino acids. Gene Ontology annotation, cellular component: nucleus. Gene Ontology annotation, molecular function: mRNA binding.
GGGGGCGUGUUUGACGAGAGCUUCGUUUCGCUUGUAGUUGCUGGUCCAUUUCAUAGCCUCAGCAAUUAGCCACUAUCCUUUUAAAACUGAGACAACAUGGCAACCGCGGCGAGUCGAUAUUACAGCGAGGAGGGUAGGGCGAACAAAAGACAGAAAACCGACGGAAUGUCAACGGGCUAUGAAGACCCCCACAAGACCCUUCCGUCCAUAGUGGUGCACGUCCGAGGCCUGGUUGAUGGUGUUACGGAGUCAGACCUGAUGGAGGCCCUGCAAGAGUUUGGAACCAUCAGCUAUGUAGUGCUAAUGCCCAAGAAGCGUCAGGCGCUGGUGGAAUAUGAGGACAUGAACGGCUCGUCCACGGCGGUAACUUACGGCGCUGACAACCAGGUGUACAUCGCCAGCCACCCGGCCUUCAUCAACUACUCCACCAGCCAGAAGAUCUCUAGGCCAGGUGACUCUGAUGACUCAAGGAGCGUCAACAACAUACUGCUGCUCACCAUCAUGAACCCCAUCUACCCCAUCACCAAGGAGGUACUCUACACCAUAUGCAACAACUGCGGCCCUGUUCACAGAAUUGUCAUCUUUAGGAAGAAUGGUGUGCAAGCCAUGGUGGAAUUUGACUCUGUGCAAAGCGCCCAGCGAGCCAAAGCAUCUCUCAACGGAGCUGACAUCUACUCUGGAUGCUGCACGCUAAAGAUCGAAUACGCCAAGCCUACUCGGUUGAAUGUGUUCAAGAAUGAUCAGGACACUUGGGAUUACACCAAUCCCAAUUUGGGUGGACCAGACGACAUGGGUGCCAACCCCAACAAGCGUCAGCGCCAGCCUGCCCUCCUGGGCGACCACCCCCCGGAGUACAGUAAGUCAAUCACUUCCACAACGUGCAUAAGGCACAAUCCUCAUCCUGUGUCUCCAAGCAAUAGCUUUUGUCUGUCAUAUCCAACAUUUGGUGGUUACCACGGCUAUGACGAGAGCUACGGCUCGUCGCCCUACGAGAGCCGCCGAAUGGGACCUCCGAUGAGGGCCCGCGGCAGUAGAAGCUACCAGCCCAACUACGGUCCCCCGCCACCACCUCCCGGCGAGUACGGGGCCCACGCAGACUCACCAGUGGUCAUGGUCUACGGACUGGAGCCUGAAAAGAUGAACGCCGACCGCGUCUUCAACAUAUUCUGUCUGUAUGGCAACGUGGAGCGGGUCAAGUUCAUGAAGAGCAAACCGGGUGCCGCCAUGGUGGAGAUGGGUGACUGCUACGCUGUGGACCGCGCCAUCACGCACCUCAACAGCAACUUCCUGUUUGCGCAGAAGCUCAACGUGUGCGUCUCCAAGCAGCAGGCCAUCGUGCCAGGCCAGUGCUAUGAGCUGGAGGACGGCUCUAGCAGCUUCAAGGACUUCCACGGUUCCAGGAACAAUCGCUUCACGUCGCCCGAGCAGGCGGCGAAGAAUCGCAUACAGCACCCCAGCAACGUGCUGCACUUCUUCAACGCCCAGCCUGACGUGACCCCUGAGAUAUUCUCUCAGAUCUGUGAGGACCUCGGCGUCAAGUGCCCCGUCAACGUCAAAAUGUUCACAGGCAAGAGUGGCGGUGCUCCGAGCGACCGUAGCGCUUCCGGGCUACUGGAGUGGGAAUCAAUCAAUGAUGCCAUGGAAGCUCUGGCCUUGAUGAACCACUUCCAGAUGAAGAACGCAACCGGUCCGUACCCAUACACCCUCAAGCUGUGCUUCUCCACCGUUCAACACGGCAACUGCUGAAGACGCUUUGGGGUUUCAAGUUGGUAUGGUGCAGUUUGUGCGAGGGUGGAAAUGUUUUAUUUAAGUGUCGCAGUUACAAUAUCGAGGUUUGAAGCUGUCUUUUUGGUUUUGCUUUCUGCUCAUGGUGAGUCAAUUGAUUUUAGGGUUGACGGCGUUCUUUUCACGAUGGUGAAUUGGAGCUUUUAUUUUGACACUUGAAUUUUUAUGUAGUAAUGUCAUAGUUUUGUUGUAAGAAAAUAAAAGAAAUACUAAAAGU